Molecule: messenger RNA, 5415 nt
Organism: Manacus vitellinus (golden-collared manakin)
Lineage: Eukaryota; Metazoa; Chordata; Aves; Passeriformes; Pipridae
Gene: PLEKHG4
Product: pleckstrin homology and RhoGEF domain containing G4
Exons: 19
Coding region: 101-3520 (1139 amino acids)
Molecular function (GO): guanyl-nucleotide exchange factor activity
Source: RefSeq, a predicted model, not a curated record
CAGACCAGAGUGUCAGGCUUUGGGUCUAACUGUUCUCGUGGAUGCUCGUCGCUGUUCCCCGGUUCCUGCUCUCUUCAAGGCGUUCAGCAUAUUGCAGGACAUGGAUCCUCCUUGCAUUCAUGGGGUACUGCUUCUGGUUGAAAGAGAUGUGACUUUUCGGAUGGAGAAGCCACCAGCGAGACAGUUUGAACUCCUCACCUCCAUGAAAUCCCUCCAUAAGCACAUAGAGAGCUCACAGCUGCCUCUGGAACUGGAUGGGACCUUCCCCUACUGCCACCGGGACUGGCUGAGCUUCCGCAUGAAGCUGGAACACUUGCUACAAGGAUGCCAAGGUGCUUGUGCCUUCCUUCAGGGAGCUAUUCAUAAAGUGGAAUCUGGAAAAUUACCAGAAAAGGCUGAGGAUGCAGCUGUGCUGCUGAGGACCUACAGGCAGUUGAUGAAGAAUGUUCUUGAAGACACACGGCUGGUCAGGCUGCAGCUGGAGGGUGGAGCACUCCUGGCCAGGCUGAGGAAGGAGGAGUCUUGUGUCACCCUCACCCAUGACUACAGAGAUGCCCUGGAUGCUGCCAGCGUGCUCUAUAAUCGAGUUGAUGAGGGCGUUCACCGACUGGUGAUGUUGUCAAACAAGCGCAUCCAGGAACUGGAGCUGGUGAUGGAGUUUGAGAAAGUGGAAGAGUGUUUUAAGGAGGUCAGCAGUUGGAUUGAGAAUGUUGGCAGAAAAGGGCUAAAGGAAACUGUCAACCUGGAUGAUUCUUUGGAGAUGCUGCUUCAAGCGCAAAAGCAGUUCAAGGAGUUUGAUCUUGUUGCCAGUGAAUAUUGCAAAAGGGGACAGGAAGCAUUAAAGAAGAUGGAUCGAUGGGAAGACUUUUCCUCUGUGGAUGUGCAUUCUUACAGGGUAAAGCUGCAGACCUACAGAGAUCAGCUGGAGGAGUUCUGCACUGAGCUGGAUGAAACCAGGCACCGAAUCUGUGAAACGGUCAGGCUGUACGAAUUCUUUGACAAGGCGUACGAGUGGGCCUUGGAAGGGAUGCGACACCUUGCCUGUGUCAGCAUGGAGGACUGCAGCUCCCCCGAGCACUGUGCAGAUGUGAUCAAGUGCCUGGAGAGUUACAAGGGGCAGCACCCCGACAUCAGCACUGCCCGCUUCCAGGAGAUGAAGGACUUGGCCUGUGAGCUGAAGAGUGACAAGGGGCUCAAGCAGUGGAAAUUUGCAUGGUCUAAAUGUCAGGAGACCAAGCUGGUUUUUGAAAAGAAACUCGAAGCAGCCUUGAGAACAAGGAAGUCUCUGCUGUCAGACCGCAGCCCAGCUGCCGGGGAGCAGCCCCAGGCUGGCAGUGAGGCUGGCAGUCUGUUCCACUGGAGGCACUCCGAGGGAGCCACCUCCAGGUCCCACUGGGACAGGACUUACAGUGCAUCCCACUGUUACAGCAAGUCCAACUGCUCUCUGGAGUGGACUAAGGAGAAAGUUCCCUCGCCCUCCCUGAGCUGCCCCGGUGAUGUUGGUGCUGGGGAAGAAGUUGCCAACCAAACUGCCCUCAGCCCUGGCCCUCACUCAAGCAGAGUUUUUUUUGCCAGCGGGGCCUGUAAGUCUCCAAAGCUGCCUGAAGAACAGCCAAACCUCGAGAGCAUAUUAGAAACCUCAGAGGUGAAGCCACCCUCUGCAUCCACGCCAGUCCCUGGGAAGCUGCCUCCCAGGAGGGUGCUCCGGAAGGCCCAAAGCUUUGACCUCCCUUGCGGGGAGAGCCUGUGGUCGAGCUGCCAGAGGAGCGAGCCGGUCAGGUACGGCAACACCGGCGUCUUCAUCAAGGGGCUGGAGGUGAGCAGCACCGAGCUGGUGGACAGGACGUUCGCGCUGCGGCAGCCGGCGGCUCACAGCUGGGCUGCAGACUGCCUGCUCGAGGGGCACAGGGGCUGCCUCUCCGCCUCGGAAGCCAAGAGCUGGGGCAGCAAACUGCGGCACAUCAUCGACGAGAUGGUGACCACGGAGCGGGAAUACGUGAGGUCGCUCCGCUACAUCAUCGACAGCUACUUCCCAGAGAUGGAGCGCCUCGACCUCCCCCAGGACCUGCGCGGGAAGCGCAGCGUCAUCUUUGGCAACCUGGAGAAACUCUAUGACUUCCACAGCCAAUACUUCCUGCGGGAGCUGGAGAGCUGCUGUAACCACCCCCUGCGGGUCAGCCACUGCUUCCUGCGACACAAGGACCAGUUUGGAAUGUAUGCAUUGUACAGUAAGAACAAGCCGAAGUCAGACUCGCUGCUGGCCAGCCAUGGGAAUACCUUCUUCAAGUUGAAGCAGGUGCAGCUGGGGGAUAAGAUGGACCUGGCCUCCUACCUGCUGAAACCCAUCCAGCGGAUGAGCAAGUACGCCCUGCUCCUGAAGGACCUGAUCAAGGAGUGCAGCGAGGCUCAGGAGCAGGAGCUGGGCUAUCUCCGUGCGGCUGAGGAGAUGGUGAAGUUUCAGCUCCGGCAUGGAAAUGACCUGCUGGCCAUGGAUGCCAUCCGUGACUGUGACGUAAACCUGAAGGAGCAGGGGCAGCUGGUGCGUCAGGACGAGUUCACCAUCUGGCUGGGCCGUAGGAAGUGCCAGCGACACGUCUUCCUCUUUGAGGAUCUGAUCCUCUUCAGCAAGCCCAAGAAGAUCCAGGGUGGCUUUGAUGUGUAUAUCUACAAGUGCUCCUUCAAGACUGCAGACAUUGGUCUGACGGAGAACUCUGGAGACAGCGGCCUGCGCUUUGAGAUCUGGUUCCGGAGGCGGAAAUCCAGCGACACCUACAUCCUCCAGGCCAGCUCAGCUGAGACUAAGCAGGCCUGGACCAGUGACAUUGCCAAGAUCCUGUGGCAGCAGGCAGCCCGCAAUAAAGGUGUGAUUCCUCCCUGGGGCGUCUGUGCCGCAAAAGAAAUCCGUAUGCAGGAGAUGGUCUCCAUGGGUGUGGGUAACAAACCAUUCCUGGACAUCAAACCCAGUGAAGCAGCUAUCAAUGACCGUGCUAUCGAUUACAUCAUGAAAGGCAGAGGUGCCAGGACCAGAGCAUCGAUUGCAGUGUCUCAGUUUGACCAUUCCAACCCAUUCAAGAGGACGCAAGCACAGCUCUCCGCUGGCAACACCCACACUGCAUACAACCCUUCCUCCUCCUCUUCCCUGCUGGGCCCCCUCAACCUCCACAUGUAUGUGAACCAGGCUCUGCUGCCAGAAGUCCUGCCCCCCAGAUGCCCCUUUGACAUCAGCACCUGCAUUGAGGAGGAUGAGCUGGAGCACGAGACGAGCAGCCAACCGUCCCUGACAACAGAGAGCUCAGAGUCAUCGCACUGCAUGUCAGCCACUGGCUCCAGCGGCUCCGACAGCGGCUGUGUCUCCAACGUCCCACAAGAAAGCUUCUGUGAAGACAUGGGCUCACCCCCCUACGUGCCCAUAGGCCCACAGCACAGCUCUACAGUGGAGGGAAGACCCAGGUUCACAAACAGCCAGUACAUUUCUGCAAAAGCAGGCCAGGUCACCAAAAGUCACUCGAGAAUAGUGUGAGCCCCUCGGCCCCGCCUCAGGAAGUGGAGUUGUUGUUUGAUUGCCAUUUCAAACUCCCUGAAGACCCCAGGCCUCUGACCAGCAGAAGGAGACAGUCUUCACCCGUGAAGAUUUUUUUUGGCCCGUACUCAGGCUCUUUCAAACAGCCCAAAACCUGACCUCUGCCUGGGGGGAAGUCCCAAGAAGGUUUCUGUCAACUACACUUAAUAGCUUUGGUGUUGGAUGGGACCUUGGGCAUUCAAAACUUGUUGCCCCUAUAUUUAUGAGUAAUAAGUAACAUAACAGUUUGGAUAAAAAAAAUUGUAUUAUUUUUAAAGCUAAGAGCUGUACAGAUUUUUGUUACAAGUGACUAUGUUACUAUUUGUUGUGUAAGCUGCACAUUUUAUAAAGUUUUUGGAAGGGCAUGAAAUGAAACUGAGGUAUUUAAGAAAAGUAGUGUAACUUUCUAUUUCAGGGUUAUAUUGACCUGGACUCAAGAUGUAACGUCCUUCCUUAUGUUCUAAAUAUGUCUAUUAUAGCAAUAAUUUAUUUUCUUGGCUUAACACUUCUGUUUUAAUAAAAGCAGUUUCAUUGUUGUAGUGAAUUGUUUCUUCAGAUGGUUCUUCCAGUGCCUCAGUGCUGAGCUAAUCUCUGUCAUAACCAUCUCGCAGCUCUGCCAGUCUCCCUGUGCCAUCUCUGCACUAACCAACUGCCAGCUGAACCUCGAAAUCCUCAGCACAUCUGCCAGAAAACGGGAAGAUUUCCCAGGUAGAGACUCCCCUGAUGCCAGUGGGAGGCCAAGGCAGGCUUAGGAGUUUGGAGCAGCCAGCAGGGGAAGAGGUUCUGGUAGAGGUCUGGAGGCACAGGCCACCAAAGUUCCUGGCUCUGAUUUUUAAGCCACUUAGCCCUUGUAGCUGCUGUCCCAGUGCAAGUCUCUCUCUCCCUGCUGGGCCAGGUCCCAGAGGCUCCGUUCAGGCUCUGUUGUGCCUUGUCCUGGCUGAGCCCCUGGUUUUGGGGUGACUGGCUGCUUGCUUCACUUCUGACUCAGCCCCUCUCCUGGUACUUCAGUCGCACGGUCGUGGCUUGUUUGAGGAGCUUUGGAUGGUGCUGGCAUCCGAGACCAACAGGUUUUGAGUGGAAAGUGUUGAUUAUAAUGCUGAACCUUAAGUGCAUGUUGUUUGAAGUAAUGCAGCAUAACUGGAGGAUAAAUGUGCCCUGUGUUCCAGGGUGGCUUAGUCACGAGUAACACCCAACUCCCUGCGAGGCCGGGACACCCUCCCUGUUCUUGGAGGAAAUGAAAAUGAGCAUUUUUGGAAACAGCAGUUAUUUGCUGCCAAGCUCCUGUUUACUCCUGGUUUUUGCAGGGCUAUAAAUCAGGCUCCCCCAGGUGUGAGAGGAGUGUCACCUUUGGCCUCAGGAGGAAGAUGGAGCAGUACUUUAUUCAAUAAACUGCAGUUUUCCCCCCUUGGCAGUGCAGCGCUGCAGUCUGGGGUGUCACACCCCACAGCCGCCCUGGAGACAGUGUGCCUUCAGGUUUGGAAAUUCCUGUACUGUAUAUAAAACACUUGUUUAUUUUUAAUAAGCUGGAUGUUUUUUUAAAACCUUGUUCUUUUUUCAAACAGCGAAGAGAACACAGUUGGACACCUUUGCACAAAAUUGGGUGUGAAACAGUUACACAGGGAAUAUUUUACAAAUUACUGUUUUGAGAUAAUUGCUGGGUUAAUGCAAGGUUUUUGGAGCUGUCAAGGCAGCAAUAGCUGAUGUUGUGAGAGGGAGAGAAUUUACUGAUGCAACAAGAGGGACAUGAAAUUUCCUGAAUUUCUCAGUUUCAAAGGUUUCUGCAUUGCUGGAAAGUUGUUUACCUGAUACUGUUUUUUCAGGGUUGGAUUGAUUUAAUAAAGGUUAUUUUCUUUGUA